This is a messenger RNA of Schistosoma spindalis, 2058 nucleotides long. Lineage: Eukaryota; Metazoa; Platyhelminthes; Trematoda; Strigeidida; Schistosomatidae. The record is from the annotation of a GenBank genome assembly.
AUGGAAGCAGACAAAGAGCCGUCAAUCAACAUAGACAAUUCAGAAAUAGUUGUCCUUAGUUCAGAUGAUGAGAAUGCUUCACAGAAUUCUCAUGACAAUAUUUCAAAUGAAAAACUUUCAAGCAGUGUUAUAUCUGUCGAAGAUGAUGAUGAUAAUAAUACUAAUAAUGACGAGUCUGCCGAAAGCGAUUGUGAGAUCUUAAAUAUUGAGAAGUUGCAAGGUGAAGAGAAGUGGCGUGAUAUUCAUGGUCCCUUCAAGCGUCUGAACAGGCUCAUACAAGCUGGCUUUAAUGAUCCACGGCUGUUGUUGGUUCGUGUUUUUGGGAUGGAUGAAAACUCUUUACCAUCUGAUCCCAACCAAUUAUUAAGUUUAUUACUAACACUUUUGGCCGAACCUGCUCCACGACGUAGACUGCGCCGUAUAAAUAGUUUAGAAAAAGUUCUGUCACUUCUGUCUACUUGUACAUCAAUCCUCGUAAUCACUGGUGCUGGGAUUUCAGUGUCAUGUGGAAUUCCUGAUUUUCGUUCUCGUGAUGGUAUUUAUGCUCGCUUAUCUCGGGAUUAUCCAGAUCUAUCAAGUCCACAGGCAAUGUUUGACAUGUCAUAUUUCAAACGAAAUCCUAUUCCUUUCUUUAAAUUCGCCAAGGAGAUCUUCCCUGGUCAGUUUUCACCCUCGACUACUCACCGGAUGAUUGCUUUAUUGGAGUCCAAAGACAAAUUAUUGCGUAACUACACACAGAAUAUCGAUACUUUGGAACAGGCUGCUGGAAUUACUCGACUUAUUCAGUGUCAUGGCUCAUUUGCAUCAGCCACUUGUACAAACUGUAAACUAAAAGUUUCAUCUGAUUUUAUUAAAGAAGCUAUUUUUACUCAGUCUAUACCACGAUGUACAAAUUGUUGGCCGUCGAAAAUUGAUUCGUCAUCAUUAUUACCAGAUGAAAUGAAUGACUCGGAGUCUACAAAUCAUUCAUCUGAUUUGUCUACUGUAGAAGAAAAUCAUAAUAAUAGUAACGAUAAUAAUAAUAAUGGUAAUGAUAAUGAUAAUAAUAUGUUAGUUGAUACAUCUCCAAAAGUUAAAUCGAAACGAGCUAAUAAAUCUCGACGUAGACUAGCUUCAUAUGGUGUAUUAAAACCGGAUAUCGUGUUUUUUGGUGAAGGUUUAUCAAAUGAAUUUCAUGACUCUCUUUCCAAUGAUAUAAAACAAACGGAUCUAGUUUUAGUUAUUGGAUCAUCGUUAAAAGUUCGACCUGUCUCUCAUAUUCCUAAUGCUGUUCCUAGGCAAGUUCCACAAAUACUUAUUAAUAGAGAACCUUUAUCUAAUCAUGAUUUCGAUGUUGAAUUGCUUGGAGAUUGUGAUAUUAUUGUUAGCGAAUUAUGCCAUCGAUUGGGUUGGGAAGUUUCUGGAUUAUCAGACCAUACACCUCUUACUGAAAUUCCUUUAAAUUCGCUAAAAAAUACAACCGAACCACUAAAAUCUGAUGAAAAAUCUCUAAAUGUAUCUCAUCUCAUUACUCAGGACACAGUGUCUUUGGAAUUAGUGAACAAUGAAUCCCAAAUAAAUAAUUCAGAAGUUAAUGAGAAGACUUGCAUCUCUACUGUUUCUACAUCUGGUAAUUCUUCAAAGGUGAUUAAUAAGAAUCCUCCGAAUGAUGCAGUAAUUGAAGUUAGUGAAGAUGAGGAAGAUAGAGAGUGUGUUUGGGAGGUAGCAUCAAGUUUACCACCUGGAACAUUUACUCGUAUUUAUCCAAAUCAAUAUGUUUUCCCUGGUGCUGAAAUAUAUUUAGACAGUAAACCUGGUGAAGUAACGAUCUCAUGUAAUGCCUCAGAUAUCUCUAUUACGUCUAACGCGUCAUCAGCAUCGUCUACUUCCGGUCAUAAUGAUGACUUAGAUCAGAUAAGAGAUUCACUUAAAGAUGAAUCUGUUUCCAUUGAUAUAACUGAAAAAGAAGAGUCCAGUAUUCAUUCAUCUGAUUCACGUAAAUCUUUAAAACGGCAUAAUUCCAAUGAAAAUCUGUCUUUGAAUAAACAAUCAUCGUUAAAACAACCUCGAUCUAUGUAA